Messenger RNA from Brassica oleracea var. oleracea, 664 nucleotides. RefSeq names its product 40S ribosomal protein S14-2. The transcript is spliced from 5 exons. Gene Ontology annotation, cellular component: cytosolic small ribosomal subunit; ribosome. Gene Ontology annotation, molecular function: mRNA 5'-UTR binding; small ribosomal subunit rRNA binding; structural constituent of ribosome. Bases 55 to 507 code for a protein of 150 amino acids. Gene Ontology annotation, biological process: ribosomal small subunit assembly; translation; maturation of SSU-rRNA from tricistronic rRNA transcript (SSU-rRNA, 5.8S rRNA, LSU-rRNA). Lineage: Eukaryota; Viridiplantae; Streptophyta; Magnoliopsida; Brassicales; Brassicaceae. The record is from RefSeq and is a predicted model, not a curated record.
CUCCGUCGGCGGAAACUACAGGAACAAGAGGCUCUUCCAUAUCCUUUACUUGCCAUGUCGAGGAGAAAGACGAGAGAGCCAAAGGAGGAGACAGUUACACUUGGACCAGCUGUUCGUGAUGGAGAGCAAGUCUUCGGUGUUGUCCACAUCUUUGCUUCAUUCAACGACACUUUCAUUCACGUUACUGAUUUGUCUGGGCGUGAAACCCUUGUCCGUAUCACCGGUGGAAUGAAGGUGAAAGCUGACAGGGACGAGUCGUCACCAUACGCAGCUAUGCUUGCUGCGCAAGACGUUGCUCAGAGAUGCAAGGAGCUUGGAAUCACUGCUAUGCACGUGAAGCUCCGUGCGACUGGUGGAAACAAGACCAAGACACCUGGUCCUGGUGCUCAGUCUGCUCUCAGAGCUCUUGCCCGUUCCGGCAUGAAAAUUGGCCGUAUUGAGGAUGUUACUCCGAUCCCAACAGACAGUACCCGCCGAAAGGGUGGUAGAAGAGGAAGGAGGCUCUGAGUUUCUGGCUUGUUUCUUUUUUGUCUGAACAAUGUUUUCUUGAGCUUUAGCUUUGUUUCAUUUUGUCAGAACAAUUUCUUUUGAAUAACAUUUUUCUACAAUGGUGAAUCUCUGUCCUUUGCGAAUUACUUAUAUUAUGAGACUGCCAUCUUUCCCA